Molecule: messenger RNA, 2353 nt
Organism: Sinocyclocheilus anshuiensis
Lineage: Eukaryota; Metazoa; Chordata; Actinopteri; Cypriniformes; Cyprinidae
Product: nuclear factor 1 C-type-like
Exons: 11
Coding region: 478-1914 (478 amino acids)
Biological process (GO): regulation of transcription by RNA polymerase II
Cellular component (GO): nucleus
Molecular function (GO): RNA polymerase II cis-regulatory region sequence-specific DNA binding; DNA-binding transcription factor activity, RNA polymerase II-specific
Source: RefSeq, a predicted model, not a curated record
UACCACUUUGUUUCGCACCAUAGGAGCUUCAGAAACCGAGGCACAUAACUUUUUUUUUUUUGGUUAAUUUCACGGACUCAACGGAUGCCCCUGGACAGUGGAAACCAGGGUUAGCCUCUCUUGCUCCUUCAAGUAGGCUACUUUCUUUGGGAUGGGCUAUUUUCAUAACGUCAUUUCAUUCCUCCCUCUUUUUCAUUUUCUCUUUCUUUGAUUCUUUCUCCCACCAUUUCCUAAAUGGAACAGAUUGCAGCACCCCACGCGUUUUCCUGCCUGCAAAGUUUGGUUUCAAACGUGUACACAGUUUGCGCGUUCUCUUUUGCCGGGCGUCUCUUGAUUUAACGGACUCGAAGUGGAAGUCAGAAGUGGCGGCGGUGGAAGUGUUAAUCAUGAUGAGGCUUACCAUGAUUAACUGUGAAAAAUGAUCCACUAACUUGUCGGUGUUUUGCCACAUUUCAAGUCACGCGCUCCCCUUUCAGCAUGAUGUAUUCUCCUCUCUGUCUAACUCAGGAUGAAUUCCAUCCGUUCAUCGAGGCGCUGCUGCCGCACGUGCGUGCCUUCGCCUACACCUGGUUCAACCUGCAGGCCCGUAAGCGCAAGUAUUUCAAAAAGCACGAGAAGCGGAUGACCAAGGAUGAAGAGCGUGCCGUCAAGGAUGAGCUCUUGGGCGAGAAACCCGAGGUCAAACAGAAGUGGGCGUCGCGCCUCCUUGCCAAGCUCCGCAAAGAUAUCCGGCCUGAGUGUCGGGAGGACUUUGUGCUGUCCAUCACGGGGAAGAAACCUCCAAGUUGCGUCCUCUCGAACCCAGACCAGAAGGGGAAGAUGAGGCGUAUUGAUUGUCUGCGGCAGGCGGAUAAAGUCUGGCGUCUGGACCUGGUGAUGGUGAUUCUGUUCAAGGGCAUCCCGCUGGAGAGCACGGACGGGGAGCGGCUGGUCAAAGGUGGCCUGUGCUCCAAUCCCAUCCUCUGCGUCCAGCCUCAUCACAUCACUGUGUCCGUCAAAGAGCUGGACCUCUACCUCGCCUACUUUGUGCAGGAGAGAGAGGCUGAACAGAGCAGUAGUCCUCGCACAGGCAUUGGUUCAGAUCAAGAGGACAGUCGAGCAGCCACCUUGGAUGCUCCAGAGUUUCAAGAUAGCUUCAUAACUUCAGGCGUCUUCAGUGUAACAGAACUGGUGCAAGUAUCAAGAACACCGGUGGUGACGGCUACGGGGCCGAACUUUUCUCUCGGAGAGCUGCAGGGUCAUCUUGCUUAUGAUCUGAACCCUUCAGGGGUGGGAAUGAGGAGAACCCUUCCCAGCACCUCCUCUAGUGGAAGUAAGAGACACAAGUCAGGAUCCAUGGAGGAUGAUAUAGACACCAGCCCAGGGGGCGAGUACUACACCUCUCCCAACUCCCCUGCCAGCAGUUCACGCAACUGGCCAGAGGAGAUGGAAGGAGGAAUCUCCCCUACAGUUAAGAAGACAGAGAUGGAUAGUCCAUCUCCUCAGGAGAGCUCUCCACGUCUCGGCUUCACACAGCACCACAGACCUGUCAUUGCAGUGCACAGCGGUAUCUCUCGGAGUCCACAUCCCUCCUCGUCUCUGCACUUCCCUGGCGCUCCCAUUCUCCCCCAGACUGCCUCCACCUACUUCCCGCACACGGCCAUCCGGUACCCCCCUCACCUCAGCUCUCAAGACCCGCUCAAGGAUCUUGUCUCUCUGGCCUGUGACCCAUCCAAUCAACAGCCCAGCCCGCUGAAUGGCAGUGGUCAGGUGAAGGUAUCCAGUCACUACAUCUCCUCUCAGAUGCUGGCCCCUCCGCUACCCCCCGCAUACUCUGCUCCCGGGACGCCACCUGCCAACCGCUCCUUCGUAGGAAUUGGUUCUCGAGACGCUAGCAGUCUGUAUCAGGCACAGUCCUGGUAUCUGGGGAACUGAUCAUCACACACACGCAGACGAACCCGAGGAGGCACAGACAUGGAUUUGAAAAAUCAAUUUUUGGUGGAAUUUACAAGAAAAAAAGUUGUGAACGAGAUGCAAGAGGGAAAAUCAGAUAUAUAUGCAGUAUUUGUAUAUAUACACACACACACAUAUAUAUAUACACAAUAUGUGUGUAUAGAUAUAUGUGCACACAUAUUUAUAUAUGCAUAACAACGUACAGUAUAAGAUGCUUCAAUACACAUUUUUUUUUUUAAAAGACAAUGGAAAAGGAUAAGAGCGUGAGAGAAUGGCCAUAGAUGGAACAGAAGAAAAGGAGACAAAAGAGGAGGAUUUUUUUUGUUUUUGUUUUUCUGGGAGGGCAGCCCAAACUAUGACGUAUAUUGACGGACGUGUCGAAAAGGCCCACUCUGCCUCCUGGAAUGCCUCUCCUCAAUCC